CGCCAACUUCCUGACACACAAGCACAGCGUUGCUUUUUGGACUUUGAACACGUGCACACAUUCACAUAUAUAAACCUGCUGCGUUAAGAACACUUGCUUUCAGUUUUAGUGACACCACUGCACACAGACCACGGCAAAGAUGGAGUUUGCCUGCAGUCAUGUUGUAUGUAAUUGGAGUCCUGGUGGGACAGCAUCCAUAGGUGUUUCUCUUAUCGAGCCCCUCUAUGACAACACAGUGACCGUUAAACAGCAAGAAGGUCCAGUUCCUCCACCGCUGCCUCCCCGUCGCCUUAGAAAACCUCGGCCUACAUCUCUGCCUCUCCCCCCUCUUCCCUCCUCACAGCCUCCACUCGGUCCUCCGUCCCUCCCUCCUCCUGUCCCACCCAGACUUGACAAGCUGGAAGGAGAAAGCAGGCUGAAAGCCAACGUCAACGUCGUCUCCCUCAGUAUUGGAAAACUGGUCGACAUCAGCCAAGCUGCAGGCCUGGAGAGUUUUCAGAACCCAGUGAUUUGUGGGAAAUGUAGUGCUGCCUUGUCGUGUCUGAGUUCUACACAGAAGAACGUUUGGAUGUGUGAGUUCUGUGGAUGUGAAAACAGCGUAAAUGACAAUGUGAAGAGAGUGUGUGUUGGUCAGCGUGCAGGUGUUCACAGUGAUGACCUUUACCUGCCGAAUCAAAGUGAUGAUGACUACCAGAACUUGGAAGACACACUGGUGGUGUUCUGUGUGGACAUUUCUGGCAGCAUGAGUGUCACAACAGAGGUUACAUCAAGCAGUGGAUCUCCAGCAUACAUAUCCAGACUAGAGGGUAUUCAGGAUGCCCUCCAGAGGGCGCUAUCAUCCCUGCUGCAGCAGUUCCCCCACAGGAGAGUGGCACUGGUCACCUUCAACGAUGAGGUUGUAAUAUAUGGUGAUGGUAGUAGUACUCCUCUCACUCUCAGGGAUUGGGCGUUGGUUGACUACGACCAUAUAUGGCAACAGGGUGUGUCUUAUAGCAUCCCGCACUGUAUUGCUGAGACCUACCACCAAACAAUACAGAGGAUCAAAGAGCUCAGGGAGCAUGGGGCUACGUGUCUUGGUCCUGCAGCAUUAGCCUCGGUUGCUAUGGCGUCAAGGUACCCCGGGUCAAAGGUGAUUUUGUGUACUGACGGCAGAGCCAACAUCGGACUGGGCGAGAUGGAGCUAACUCCGUCUCUGUCCUCCUCUCCCCUCACUCCAUAUUUCUACAGAAAACUGGCUCAACAAGCUGUAGAGAGUGGAGUCAUAAUAUCAGUAAUGACUUUUGAAGGGACAGACUGUCGCUUGGCUGACAUUGGGAGACUCUCAGACACUACUGGAGGAAGGGUGAACAUGGUGAGCAUUGGUACCGUUGCAACGGAGAUCCAGUCAGCCUCCAUAGACAACGUCCUUGCAACAGGAGUCACAGCAACCCUGCUUGCUGCUGAUGGAGUGUAUUUUCCCUAUGAAGAUGAAAACAACCACAAAGUGGUGAGAAAGAUAGGGAAUGUGACCAAGGGGCUGGAGAUCACUAUCCAGUUUGCUGUAAAACCAGAGUUUAUGGAAGGUUUUCUCCAGAAGGACACACUUCCAUUCCAACUCCAAUUGAGCUUCAAGACCAGAGACCAACAAAGAGUCACCCGCAUCAUUACCGAACAGCGACCAGUUACUACCUGCAGUCGGAUUUGGGCUGGUAGCCUCAACACGGCGGUGCUUGGUGUUCACUGUGCUCAACUCUGUGCCAGUUUAACCAUGGAGGGUCGAGUGCAGGAAGCACAGAUGCAACUAAAAGCACAGCAAGACCUGCUAAACCAAAUCAGUAAGCAGAGGCCAAUCCAAAAGGAAGAGAGUAUCUAUGGCAACUGGAUGGACACCAUGACAACAAUCUGUGGCGACAUCACCACAGAAUCCCAGACUCUCUCUGAUGAAGCAGCUAAGGUAAUGUACCAGAUGAAGAGAGCCAGCAGUGUCAGCAACAACAACAGCAACACAACUGAGAUCCCGAAGAAGACUAUGAAGAAGAAAAAGAAGGCCCUCAUGGAAGGAAUGUAAAGAAAUCAGUCAUCCACAAAUAUGGAGACUUGAUUUCAUGUUUAGCCAUAUUGGCUUAAAACUUGUUUAGCAGGUGCAGGACUAGAAGGAGGUUCCUUGCACAGCUGACUGUGAAG
This is a messenger RNA of Siniperca chuatsi (mandarin fish), 2163 nucleotides long. Its product is annotated as circularly permutated Ras protein 1. Bases 140 to 2047 code for a protein of 635 amino acids. The record is from RefSeq and is a predicted model, not a curated record. Gene Ontology annotation, cellular component: COPII vesicle coat; endoplasmic reticulum exit site. Gene Ontology annotation, biological process: endoplasmic reticulum to Golgi vesicle-mediated transport; COPII-coated vesicle cargo loading; intracellular protein transport. Gene Ontology annotation, molecular function: zinc ion binding; SNARE binding. Lineage: Eukaryota; Metazoa; Chordata; Actinopteri; Centrarchiformes; Sinipercidae. The transcript is spliced from 19 exons.